Strongylocentrotus purpuratus (purple sea urchin) is the source of this 2354-nucleotide messenger RNA. Its product is annotated as bifunctional peptidase and arginyl-hydroxylase JMJD5. The record is from RefSeq and is a predicted model, not a curated record. Gene Ontology annotation, molecular function: histone H3K36 demethylase activity. Gene Ontology annotation, cellular component: nucleus. Lineage: Eukaryota; Metazoa; Echinodermata; Echinoidea; Camarodonta; Strongylocentrotidae. The transcript is spliced from 7 exons. The coding region runs from base 116 to 1183 and encodes 355 amino acids.
GGGCAAUUAAGAUGCGGGACUCCAGUAAAAGCAUAGAAGUUUACGCCUAGCCUGGGAGAAGACUAAUAACAGAUUAUCAGCAAGAGAAUUUAUCAUAAAACGUCAUGAAUCUUACAUGAAUCUAUCAAAAUACGGUAGAGUCAUAGUCAUGGCUUCUGAAACUUUUCAAAUUCCACGAAUAUCAGCACCAUCUGAUCAUAACUUCAGAGCAAACCAUUUACGAAAAGGUGUCCCUGUAGUUAUAACAGAUGUAGCAGACAAAUGGCCUGCAGCAGAGUGGACGCUGGAUGAACUGACCAGAAAGGCAGGACACAACAAGGCAUUUAUUAGGCAACAAACUGACAAGGAAUCAUAUAAGGUUGGUAAAUCCUACAGCAUAAGAGAAAGCCCCCUGAAGGAAUACAUCGAUGACAUCAGAGCUGACAACAGCAGAGCAAGGAGUUCUUACCUGGCAGUACAGAAUAUUCGCAGUACAUUUCCAGAGUUAGAGGCUGAUAUUAAUGUACCAGGAUAUGUUGAAAAGCUACAUGGAGGACCUUAUCUCUGGAUCGCAAUGAAAGGGCAUUAUGAAUUCUGCCACUUCGAUCCAGACGAUGGUCUCCUAGUCAUCUUAUCUGGUUCUAAGAGGGUCAAACUAUAUGGUUGUGACAUUCAACCUUUGUACCCUAAUCCUCUGGGGUCAAGAGGUCGCACCAUCCAAGCACAGGUCAACUGUGAUGCACCUGAUCUAGAAACCUUCCCAAAGUUUAAAGGGGCGCAGUGUCACGAGUGUGUACUGAAUGCUGGGGAAAUGUUAUUCAUCCCUGCUUUCUGGUGGCAUCAGGUAACAGCUUUAGAGAUGACUAUCUCAAUCAAUUUCUUCUACGGAGAUGCUGGAGAUAAUACGUACCUUACUAAGAUCAUGGAACCCAUGAGAUGGCAAGCCUACUCCCACUGGUUUCUCAACAUCGUGGAGCAGAACCGACCAUUUGAGUCCUUCCAGCGUGUCCUUGAGAACCUCCCAGACAGCCUCAGGAGCUUCUUCCUCAAGACAUGGCAUGAGAAACCAUCACAGGACCAGCUGGACAGACUAGUCAAACUGGUCCUGGAUCACCUUCAGUUGGACUCCCUUCCCGUAGGUCCAGCCAGGACUAGUAAACAUCCGCCAGUCAUGAAAAUCAGGGGUCUACUCUGGCGGAAAUGAGUCGGGUUAAAUGAAAGUGUCUAAAAAUUGAAUGGAGACCCAUAGGAUGUCGUUAAAGGAGUCUUUCAGAAACUGCAGAAGAGAACACCUCAACUUGGACAACAGGCCCCAAGAUUCAGUCGAGUAAACAUCCACCGAUGAUAAAAGAGUUCUGUUGUACUCUGGUAAAAAUGAGUUCAGUUUUAUGCUAGUGGCCAAUGAGUAUACAGAGACCUACAUAUCACGAGCAUCCUUUUCAAGAUGCUCGUGAAGGAGUCUUAGAAGAACUGCAGAAGAGAACAUCUUUACAUUUGAACUUCGUUUAUCAAGGUUCAGUUGGGACGAGUAAGCACCUGUCAGUAUAGAAAUUAGAUUUCUAUAGAGGCAAAAAUGAACAAGUGAUCGUUAGCUGGAGAUCUAUGUUGUUGCAUUUAGAAAAGCUUCCAUUUUAAAUGGCCACAUAUGCAUCUUGCAAGAACUGCAGAAGAGCACACAUUUACAGGCGACGUUCCAAGGGUCAGACAAGACCGUCAUGAGCAUUUGGCAAUCUGGGGCUACUGUCAUGAGAUUAUUCAGGAAUGAUAGAAAGGCUGCCCAUGAUGGUUUCAUGUGGAGUGCACAGAGUUAGUUGGGCUCACUAGGGAUGAAGUAGAAGCUAAGGAUUAUUCUGUACAGAGAUUGAAGAACCUCAUCAAGGGCUUAUUUUUCAAGAUUUUAUUUGUCAAAACCUAGUGGAAAACUACAGAGGAAGUAGACAAGCGAGCCGAGAGACAACAUUAAAAUUAUGGGUCAAAACCACCACCUAGUCGAUCAAGCUGGAUACAGAGGUGAUAUAAAAUACAUGUACAUGUAUAUACAUGUGGCUAUUCUAAGCUUCUGUUCUAACAAACCAACUAUUAAACAUUUGCAAUACAAGUUCUGUAUCACUAUACAUGUACAACUACUGCUGGCAUAAAAGAGGGAGGGGGUGGGGGGGGGGGGGGGGGGGAGUAACAUUUGUUAAAGAACUCUUCACUUAAAAUUUUGUCUCAAUGGUGCCAGGAAGCACACUAUUAAAGGCAAUAUACAUUGUAUUGCAAUUAAGAGAUUUAAUGGCAAACAAAAGUUUUUAUUGUAAUCAGAUAAUCUUUAAACUUGUGUAAAUACAAGCAUCUGAAAUAAAUUUAUUGCAAACAUCUCUAAUGCAUUUCAA